AUGAGUGAGACCCAACUGUCAGACCAAUACUUAUACCAAAGCUCCCUUAAGAGUGACCCGGAGAUCAAAGUAUCUUCCACCAAGCGUAUCCCUAACGUUAUCGAUCUAAAUCAGGGUUCGUAUCAAAAUGGAGUCAUCACUAUCGAUGCCACGGCUCAACUUAAUGGUUCGGAAGGCUUUGCUUGUCUUCGUGAUGCUUACAUCAUGCUACCUUACAAGGUUUCGAUGAAGAAUGGUGCUACUGCGCAAACCGCUGCCGCAAACCGUUUCUGUACGACCCUAAAAUGUGGUAAUUUCAAUGUAGUUGACUCGAUGUCUUUGGAAUUGAAUGGUAAGACUAUUAUUUCGAUGGCUGACUACAAACUCUUCUGGAAUAAUGUUCGUUCUCAAACUGGAUACAGUCCUCAGUACGUUGAGAAGCAUGGUGCUGAGUCGUUCCUAUACCCCGAUGCAGCUCAGUCCGUCUCGUAUAGUUCUGGAUCCGCUUCCACUAGCGGAGAUGGAUAUUCUAACACUAUGGCUUUUUCAUCAUCGUUUAGUACUUCCGCUCCUCCUGGUGGUGCAACUAUCCCUAAUGACGGCUUCGUUACGCGUCUAUUAUCGAUUCCUCCGACAGCAGGCGCUGAUUUCUCUAGCGGUUGGCCUUCACUAGGUGCUGCUUCUGCUUGUACUACCAUCUCGAAUCAAACGGCUCGUGGUGCUUUUGUUGCUGGCGCAUCUACUGCUAACGCUAUCAUGGGUACGUGGAACUACAUGCUCAAGAUUAAAUUAACUGAUCUCCACCCGAUUUUCCGUGAGCUAGAUUUGAUGGCUAAUCCUCAGAUCCGACUUCGCUUCCGCGUGAAUCAGGGAUCGUCUGCUAUCGCUGUUGACGCUAGCAAAGGUAUGACGCUUACUUCGACAACGCUCUCUUCAGGCAAUACUUGUCCGGUAAUGGUCGCAAGUUCUGCAAGUGGUAAUCCGAUGAAUGGUGUACUUGCCGCUUCUGCCGGCUUCAGUGUUGCUUGGGGUGCUGUUGUUAACCCUCUUGAGCCUACGAUUGGUGGUACUUACAUGCCUUUUACUACAGCUCCUAUCAUCUCUAAACCGGUUAAGAAGGUUCGCUACAAUGAUUGUUAUGCUCAGUGGUUCUAUCAACGCACUGGCAUUGGUAAGCAAUCGACUCAGCUUAAUGCAUCGUUUGAUCUUCAGCUAUCGGCCUCGGUUAAAAAUGCUAAGUAUAUCGCAGUACUUCCAUUCGCUGAACAAACUAACAACUUCGCAUCUGCUGGUGUUCAACAGUUCCAGAGCCCAUUCGAUUCCGCCCCAUGGACGCUUCAACCUGGAUCUUCGAUUCGAAACUUAAAUAUUCGCAUUGGUUCAUCUCAGACGUUUGAUCUCAAUCAUGACUAUGACUUCCAUCACUUCACUAAUGAAGUCGCGAAGCUUGGCGCUAUCAAUGGCGAUCUAACUCCCGAACUCGUGAAUGGUCUACUUGAUUACCAAACUUGGUCGCUAACUAACCGCAUGCUCAUUGCCGACGUGUCUCGUCUAACUGAACGUGACGUACCGCAAGCUAUUCAAAUUCAGGGUGUAAACGCUGGCUGCCAAGGUGUCAAUCUUCUAGUUCUUGUUAUUAGUGAACAAGAGCUUACCUACAACCGAUUAACUGGUGAGGUUGAAGAUUAUACCACCGCUUAA
Messenger RNA from Phytophthora sojae, 1680 nucleotides. RefSeq lists its product as hypothetical. The transcript has 2 exons. The coding region runs from base 1 to 1680 and encodes 559 amino acids. The record is from RefSeq and is a predicted model, not a curated record. NCBI's taxonomy places the organism in Eukaryota, Oomycota, Peronosporomycetes, Peronosporales, Peronosporaceae.